CUCACAUAUAAAAGUUAAAAACCUACCAUUCCUUCAUCACCACCCCAAUUCUUACAAAACAGUAAAAAAAUCAUCCACCAAUUACCAUGGGAGAGGUUGAUCCAGCUUUCAUCCAAGAACCUGAACACAGGCCAAAAAUCUCCUACAUCGAAGGCAAAGGUGUCCCACUAAUCGAUCUUUCUCCAAUACUCUCCUCCAACAAUGUUUCUGCCAUUGAAUUUCAAGGCCUUGUUAAAGAGGUAGGCGAUGCAUGCAAGGAGUGGGGGUUCUUCCAGGUGAUCAAUCAUGGGGUGCCUUUGGAUAAGCGAGAGAAGAUUGAUGGUGCCUCGAGGAAAUUCUUUGCUCAGAGUUUGGAGGAGAAGAGGAAGGUGAGGAGGAAUGAGAAGAAGGUGACUGGUUACUAUGACACGGAACAUACCAAGAAUGUUAGGGACUGGAAAGAAGUGUUUGAUUUUGCUGUAGAGGAACCCACUAUAGUCCCUGCCUCGCAUGAGCCUGAUGACAAGGAAGUCAUUGAAUGGAAAAAUCAGUGGCCUGAGUACCCUCCAGAAUUAAGGGAGACAUGCCAAGACUAUGGUCAAGAGAUGGUAAAACUAGCUUACAAGUUAUUGGAACUUAUUGCACUGUCCCUAGACUUGCCAGCAGAUAGGUUCCAUGGCUUCUUCAAAGAUCAGACCAGUUUCAUCCGUCUAAAUCACUAUCCACCUUGCCCAACCCCUGAGUUAGCGCUCGGUGUCGGUCGGCACAAGGAUGCUGGUGCCUUAACCAUCCUUGCUCAAGAUGAUGUUGGAGGAUUGGAAGUGAAGCAGAAAACAGAUGGAGAGUGGGUUCGGGUCAAGCCCACCCCAGACGCUUAUAUCAUCAAUGUUGGUGACAUUAUUCAGGUUUGGAGCAAUGACACAUAUGAGAGUGUGGAGCACAGGGUGAUAGUGAAUUCAGAGAGAGAAAGGUUCUCAUAUCCAUUCUUCUUACUACCUCCACUCUCCACCAUGGUUGAGCCUUUGGAGGAGCUGACGAAUGAGAAAAACCCAGCUAAAUUUAAGGCAUACAACUGGGGAGAGUUUAUAGGUAACAGAAGUCGAAGUAAUUUCCAAAAACAAAAAGUUGAAAACCUGCAAAUUAGUGAUUUCAAGAUAUCAGAGUAGGCUGGAUUGGAGGUAUUAUGAUUAAUCGGCAAGCAAUAACAUUUUAGCUCCUACUUUAUGUUGUUCAGAGUUGGGACUUCGAAGGCAUGAUUUAGUCAUCUUGGAGAUAAGAAAUAUUGUGAAGAAAUAUGCUUCAAUAAAUUGUCCUUAUACUAUAUUACAAAAACUGUUUAUUUUAUACUUUAUGAGAGAAUAAUAUAUGAAGUACAAUGGCUACAAAUUGAAGUUAUUGAUGCAAGUGUAUCAACCUGUAAUUUCAAUAAAGUUGAUGUUUUAAUU
Quercus lobata is the source of this 1424-nucleotide messenger RNA. RefSeq names its product protein DMR6-LIKE OXYGENASE 2-like. The transcript is spliced from 3 exons. Bases 87 to 1145 code for a protein of 352 amino acids. The record is from RefSeq and is a predicted model, not a curated record. Lineage: Eukaryota; Viridiplantae; Streptophyta; Magnoliopsida; Fagales; Fagaceae.